Pyricularia oryzae 70-15 is the source of this 2979-nucleotide messenger RNA. RefSeq lists its product as uncharacterized. NCBI's taxonomy places the organism in Eukaryota, Fungi, Ascomycota, Sordariomycetes, Magnaporthales, Pyriculariaceae. Gene Ontology annotation, molecular function: DNA-binding transcription activator activity, RNA polymerase II-specific; zinc ion binding. The transcript is spliced from 2 exons. The coding region runs from base 651 to 2333 and encodes 560 amino acids. Gene Ontology annotation, biological process: regulation of transcription by RNA polymerase II. The record is from RefSeq and is a predicted model, not a curated record.
GUCAGCAACGUGGAAUGUUGAUGGCUAUAUGCAAGUGAAUCGAUCUGUCUUUCCUUUGCAUUUUUUACACAUCAAGAUCAGGGUAGCCGGCAGAAUGUUGCCCCGAUUUCUUACUCUACUUGUUGGCCCAAUGCUUUGCAUAAAGUUGCUGAUGCCUAGGUAGGUACCUAUGUUUUGGUAUUCGGCCCAUCAGCAUGUCAUCUUCUUUGCUAUAGUUACCUAGGAAGGAUUUGGAGAUUUCCCUCUCUUUCUGGCAUGUGAAACCCCCCAUGGCAGGAGCGUUCUAUGUCUACAAUAGAGCCCGCUGUAACUUUCUCGGUGGUCAAGUCCAAAUAUCUCUCGAUACGUUCUUUGCUCACUCGCCAAGACGAUUACCCACCGUUAGGGGUUGGAGUAGGACACACACAGCCACACAAACAAUGAUCACGAAAAUCUAGUCUCAUCUAGUUAUCAAUAACGCGUUGGAAUUCAUCGACAUAUUAAAGACUCUUUAUGUCUUUGCAUAUGUUGCGGUUUCAGUCUUGAUGGCAUCACGGAUUCAAAGUGCCGUAAUAAAGCCCAGGUUCAGCAUUUCGUGCAUGUGGAUACAAAGAUUUCCAAAUUGCAAGCCUUGCUAUUGGACACGCGCCGGGCGCCAAAUAAUUUGAACCAUGGUGAUGAAGAGGAAAGCACACAGCAAGUCGCGCAACGGAUGUAGGAAUUGCAAAAGGCGACACGUCAAGUGUGACGAACAAGGACCGCCGUGCCUCAACUGCGUGGUUCGGGAGACGCAAGAUACUUGCACAUAUUCCCAGCCGCCGCCGCAGCAGCAACAACAAACAAAAACCUCAACAACGAUACUGUCGCCAGGGCUUGUUACACCUGAUGGGGCCCGCAGCAGCCCCGACGGCGGUAGGCCUCCGAGGAUACCGGUGUCGCCCGCGGGGAGCUUCCUCUCCCCUUCCUCCUCCAGGUCCUUGACGUCGUCUACAUCCGAAGCGGCGGCGGCCGAGGCCCGGAGGCUGAUGGACGUGGAGCUCAUGCACAGGUGGUCGACCGUCACGUACAAGUCGUUCGUCUCUAUCGCCGAAGACCGCUAUUAUCUCCAGACUCAAGUGCCGCUGGCGGCGUUCAAGCACGAAUAUCUGCUGAACGGUCUACUGGCUCUGACGGCUCUGGAAAGGGCCUUGACAGAGGCGACCGACAGCACGCCUCCGCCGGAUGACGAGAUUGUGGACGAAGCACAUGUGCCGUUGGUUGUUUCAGACUCGGCCAGCUCGUCCGAGAGGCCUAGCGACGGAAUCAGGACCUAUGUCCGCGCAGGUUUGGACUAUUACGGCAGAGCGAUCCGGGCGUUUAGGGAAAAGCUGUGCGGCACACUUGGGCCGGAGGACCAGCACCCUCUGUUCUUCAUGGCAAUGGUAGCACCGCUCAUCAACCUAAUCAUACCGCGAUCCCUCAAGUUGCUUGACCAAGAAAAAGCUGAAGGGGGCCGCGAUCCCUGGGAAGGUGUUGGAAACGAUAGCAGCGGGUCGCAAGCGCACAGCACAAUCGCACAGGCGUUGGGGAUAUUCGAGCUGUUCCACGGGUUGAGCUCCAUCAUGAGGAUGGAUUGGAGUGGUAUACUCAACAGCCCUGCCGGCCCAUCAAUAACCGCAGCCCUCAAGCUCGGCCCACCAGACUUCCACUCGCUCGAUCCAGACACGGACGAGGCCCUGAACACCCUCAUGGCCGUGGCAGCCUCGCUCGCACCGGCAACCAGCGACGCAGCAGCCGGCCAGGACCCAACGGACCAAGAGUAUGCGGAGCAUAGAUCCAGAGGCAUCACGGCCCCGGCGGAAGAGGUCAUGGCGACCACAGACUUUGACAGCCUCCACGAUGGGCGGCUCUCGGGCUCGAUUCCGGAACCACGGCCCAGCCUGGCGACUACGACCAUCGCGUUGGAACUGCGCGGUGAGAUCCCGCAGCGCACCAAGGCCGAGAAGCGCCGCGACAUGUACAUGAACGAGGUGUUUUACCUGCGGUACUGCUUCGCCGAGACGCAGCGGGCGGCGUACAAGUUCUCGGGCAUGGGGUGGCCUUGCAUGGGUGGGCACGAGUUCACGCGCGACCUGGCGCGCAGGGAGCCGUUGGCCCUGCUGCUCCUCGCCUUUUGGGGCGUCCUCAUCGGCCGCGAGAGCAACUCGACCUGGUGGACGGGCUCCAUCGGGGCGGACCUGGUCGCCGAGAUCUCGGAGGCCCUCGUCCUGCUCGAGAUGAGGGGCCAGCUUGGGGAUGGCUUUGCGAGAAUGCCCGAGUGGAGGUCCAGCGUGUCCUGGACGAGGACGCAGAUAGGGCUGACUGCGAUUUCGUAGGGGGUUUAGCUUUGUGUUCACGGCCAGAAGCGGCGUUUAAUGAUGCUGCUGUUGCAACUGUGUUGUAACAUGUAUUUUUUUUUUUUUUGAUAUCACCACUCUGCGUGGCACAUGCCACCACUCAGUGAUUCGGGAUUAUAUGGCUGAGAAAGGCCAAGGUAUGGGUAAACGUCCGCUAUUUGGCGUCGCGUGUCGUGACAAUCUUUGUUGGCUGUUUAUGGACCAAACAUGAUUUUCUUGAGUGGAAAGGAUGCCUCUAUGGGCCCGCCACCAAGUAUCAGGUCGCCGACAACCUUGGCAUGAAGGGCUUUGGUUCUGCGAUGGGAUUGCUUACCACAGGAAAAUCCGGUAACCGACCUGACGAACAUUGAUUGUCAUUCAGUGUUUGCGAAUAUGACGAACCUGAAAUUUCGCCAAUUCAAGUUAAAAAGGUGUUUCGAUUCGGCAUCCUCGCAUAUUGGUUUCGAGGUUGCAGGAUGAGUUUUAGCCUCAUAGACAUCCUACGUAUUUGAGCGAAAUGGUAGACCAGAAUUGGAACAGAAUCACCAGAUUAAAACGAUCGUUCUUGGCGUCACGAAAGUGGACAAAUUUUGUGGGCGGGAAUUAUGAUGAAAAGCGUAUCGUGUACGAAGUAGGAAUUUCGCGG